Salvia miltiorrhiza (redroot sage) is the source of this 729-nucleotide messenger RNA. RefSeq lists its product as uncharacterized. NCBI's taxonomy places the organism in Eukaryota, Viridiplantae, Streptophyta, Magnoliopsida, Lamiales, Lamiaceae. The record is from RefSeq and is a predicted model, not a curated record. The transcript has a single exon. The coding region runs from base 1 to 729 and encodes 242 amino acids.
AUGUAUCUUCUUAGCGCCAACAAAGAUGCUUGCAUCCAUGAGCUUGGUAGAUGGGAGAACGGCGAGUGGAUUUGGGAGUUGAGCUGGAGACGUGAGCUGUUCGAGAGGGAAAAGGUUGGUGCUAAUGAUCUGCUUUCUUCUAUUGCUGUGACUAAUUUAACUGCAGAUUCUGCCGAUGGAUGGUGCUGGAAUGCAGAAAAUGAAGGCACCUACUCAACAAGAUCGGCUUAUACGAUCAAUAAAGAGAUCAGCAAAGACACGACACCAGCAGACGAGAGCUUCAUCACAUCAGCAAAAGUUUGGAAAAUCCCGAUCCCUCAUAAGGUGCGAAUUACAGCAUGGAGGAUCUUGAGAAACAGACUCCCUACCUGCGCCAACCUGAGAAGAAGACACAUUGAGAUUAAUGAAGUGGAGCUUGGAUGCAACAUGUGUUUCCAUCAUGAAGAGUCGGUCAAUCACUUAUUCCUCCACUGUCCAAAGACAGGAAAGGUUUGGGAAGAUAUCCAUAAAUGGCUUGGUAUCAGCUUCGUGAGACCACAAAACGUCGCAGCGCACUUCUCCCAAUUCAUAGAAUGGUACAAAAGGAAAGAAAGCAGGAAGUUUCUUGGGACAGUUUGGAGUUGCACAAACUGGGUUCUUUGGAGAUGCCGCAACUUUUGCCAUUUCGAUGGAAAAGCUUGGGAGACUAAUGAUAUCUUUCUGGAAAUUAAAGGGAGAAUCUGGAGCUGA